Messenger RNA from Sclerotinia sclerotiorum 1980 UF-70, 1341 nucleotides. RefSeq lists its product as hypothetical. Bases 1 to 1341 code for a protein of 446 amino acids. The record is from RefSeq and is a predicted model, not a curated record. Lineage: Eukaryota; Fungi; Ascomycota; Leotiomycetes; Helotiales; Sclerotiniaceae. Gene Ontology annotation, molecular function: metalloaminopeptidase activity. Gene Ontology annotation, biological process: proteolysis. The transcript has 5 exons.
AUGGCAGCACAGGUUACCGAUGCGUUGAAGAAUUUGAAGGUGAAGGACCCUAAUUCUGUAAUUGAGUCUGCAGCGGAGGCCAAAUCAAAUGGAAACACGCAAGCCGAAGCCGAAGAUUCGGAUGAUGAAGAAGAGGAGCCCGUGAAUGGAGAAGGUGCUGGGGAAGGGGGAGCGAAGAAGAAGAGGAAGAGGAAGAAGAAGCCGAAGAAGAAGGCUGGAGCCAAUCCUAAAGUUCAAUCGUCACCUCCACGAGUUCUUCUAUCGAAUUUAUUUCCAAGCGGCGAAUACCCUGUUGGAGAGGAAGUCGAAUAUAGAGACGAGAAUAAUUAUCGAACAACUAGUGAAGAGAAACGUUAUUUGGAUCGCAUGAACAAUGAUUUCUUACAAGAGUAUCGACAGGCUGCCGAGAUUCACAGACAGGUCAGACAAUAUGCUAAAGCCAAUAUUAAACCUGGGCAAACCUUGACCGAAAUCGCGGAAGGGAUUGAAGAUAGUGUGAGAGCUUUGACUGGUCACCCAGGAUUGGAGGAGGGAGAUAACAUUAAGGGAGGUGUCGCUUUCCCAACUGGUGUCAAUCUGGAUCAUAUCGCCGCUCAUUACAGUCCGAACGCCGGAAACAAGACCGUUUUGGCUUAUGAGAAUGUUAUGAAGGUCGAUUUUGGAGUACACGUUAAUGGUAGAAUUGUGGAUAGUGCUUUUACUAUUGCUUUUGAUCCCAUGUAUGACAACCUUCUCGAGGCCGUUAAGCAAGCUACCAACACCGGAAUUAAGGAAGCUGGAAUUGAUGCGAGGUUGGGAGAAAUAGGCGAGCACAUUCAGGAGACAAUGGAGAGUUACGAGGUUGAGAUUAAGGGUCAAACUUAUCAAGUUAAACCAAUCAGAAACUUAAACGGUCAUGAUAUUCUACAAUGGAAGAUCCAUGGAGGAAAGAGUGUUCCAAUUGUUAAGAGCAAUGAUCAAACCAAGAUGGAAGAAGGGGAGGUUUUCGCUAUCGAAACUUUCGGAAGUACCGGAAAUGGUUAUGUUCGAGACGAUCUUGAAUGUUCUCAUUACGCUAAGGUCGCUGAUGCUCCUAACGUUCCAUUACGCAUCGCUUCAGCAGGCAAACUUCUUAAUGUUAUCAAUAAGAACUUUGGUACAUUGCCGUUCUGCAGAAGAUACUUGGAUCGCUUGGGUCAAGAUAAGUACCUACUAGGAUUAAAUGCAUUAGUCUCCCAUGGCAUCGUACAAGAUUAUCCUCCACUAGUCGACAAAAAGGGUUCAUACACUGCACAAUUUGAACAUACAAUCGUGCUCCGACCAAACUGCAAAGAGGUGAUUAGUCGCGGUGAUGACUACUAG